GUCUCUGAUUGGCUUAUGUACUUUCAAAUUGAGUGGCAAAUUUUUGGCGCUCUGCAGUAGUCGUUUGUGAGCGCGUCACAUAAUUUUGAAGUUUCGAGAUGGCUGGAGGAAAAGCAGGUAAAGAUUCCAAGGCAAAGGCUAAGGCAGUUUCUCGUUCAGCAAGGGCCGGACUUCAGGUAAGUUGUCGUUUUAAAGAGGGAGAGUGCUGCAAGUUUUUCACUGGAACCUCACGUGUGUUCUCAAUGCGCGUACCUCACACUCUUCGUUUUGCACAGUUCCCAGUGGGUCGUAUUCACAGACAUUUGAAGAACCGAACGACCAGUCAUGGACGUGUUGGAGCGACAGCCGCUGUUUAUAGCGCCGCUAUUCUGGAGUAUUUAACGGCUGAGGUGCUAGAGUUGGCUGGAAAUGCCUCUAAGGAUUUAAAAGUGAAACGUAUCACUCCUCGUCAUCUUCAACUUGCCAUUCGCGGAGACGAAGAACUCGACUCUCUAAUCAAAGCGACCAUCGCCGGUGGAGGUGUAAUUCCUCACAUCCACAAGAGUUUAAUUGGCAAGAAGGGUGCUAACAAACCAACAUAAGUUUAAUUUUUCAGUCUCUUUUUACUACAUAUUCUCUGUACAGUUUCAUUGGGACCAUAACAUUGCCUAUACACUUCAUUGAAAAGUAAAGCUCUGUCUACAGCUCAGCUGUUGAUCAUUAAAGGAUGUUACGCUUUCUUUGUAUUUAUAUGCUCAAUGUACAAUUGUGUAAUCGUGAUUUUGAAUAAAUCACUCUUCACUUUUUAACCAGUUGCACGCUUCAAGUUCAACCUGUAGUUUUUUUGUUUGAUUUGUAUUUUUUUUUCUGUGUGACUUAAAAUGUUGUUGAAGCUGGUUCUUAUACUAAGUAUGAGAUUUGUCAGUAUGAGUUGUAUUACCAGCCUCUUUCUACAAAUACUCCAGUCUUUUUACAUGAAUAAAGUUGAAUUUCUUGGAUUUUGA
Stylophora pistillata is the source of this 983-nucleotide messenger RNA. RefSeq names its product histone H2A.V. The record is from RefSeq and is a predicted model, not a curated record. Gene Ontology annotation, molecular function: protein heterodimerization activity; DNA binding; structural constituent of chromatin. NCBI's taxonomy places the organism in Eukaryota, Metazoa, Cnidaria, Anthozoa, Scleractinia, Pocilloporidae. Gene Ontology annotation, cellular component: nucleosome.